CGCCCAGCGCGGGCGGGCCCAGGGAGCGGUUCCGGGGCACGCGGCGUCGGCCCGGGAUGAGCUCGGAGCGGGGGAAUGUGUCGCGCACGCGGCCCCAGCGCCACCAGAACGCGCGCGCCUUCAAGAACGACAAGUACGACACCAGCGCCCGGUGCAAGAAAAUAAAUGCUAAGCUUCAUGAUGGAGUGUGUCAGCAUUGCAAAGGUGUCUUGGAGUGGCGAGUAAAGUUCAGAAAGUACAAGCUACUGACAAAACCUAAAAGAUGUGUGAAAUGCCUCCAGAAGACUGUAAAAGAUCCUUAUCAUACUAUUUGUCGACCUUGUGCUGGUAAACUAGAAAUUUGUGCUAAGUGUGGGAAACAAGAAGAAAUAGUGAUUCCGAUUGAUAAAGGACAAGACAGAACUCAGAGUGAGACUUCUAAAAAUGGCCAAGAGAGCAGUAAAUUGAAGGAUGAGCUGGAUUUUGAUACAAAUUUCAGUAGUGCAGACAGUGAUGAAGAUUCUGAUGUGCUUGAAGAACAAUUUAAAAGUAUGAAUUUUGAAAAAACAGAGAUCUAAAAGGCUGUGUUUAUGCAAGAGAUUAUAUGCAAUCAAAUAUGGUAAACCGGUGCUUGCCUUUAAACUGUUCCAAUCCCUGAUGGGACAUCUAAGUUCCUUGUAUGUUAAUUUUGGCAUUGUGUAUGAUGAUGCAUGUGGGGAUUUGUAUUAAUACACAUUUUUAUGUAUUAGGAACAGAAUUUCUUUGAAAAUAUUCUGAAAAUAUUCAACACUCUAUCUGUAUGCAUAGUUAUUUAUUUCAUACAUAUAACAACUUCCUGUUUUUAUGGAAUAAAGUCUCUUUGUGUAAUUGUUCAAAAUUCA
Haemorhous mexicanus (house finch) is the source of this 860-nucleotide messenger RNA. RefSeq names its product chromosome Z C9orf85 homolog (gene CZH9orf85). The transcript is spliced from 4 exons. Lineage: Eukaryota; Metazoa; Chordata; Aves; Passeriformes; Fringillidae. The coding region runs from base 57 to 557 and encodes 166 amino acids. The record is from RefSeq and is a predicted model, not a curated record.